Messenger RNA from Teleopsis dalmanni, 1672 nucleotides. Its product is annotated as bystin-like. NCBI's taxonomy places the organism in Eukaryota, Metazoa, Arthropoda, Insecta, Diptera, Diopsidae. The coding region runs from base 309 to 1568 and encodes 419 amino acids. The transcript has 2 exons. Gene Ontology annotation, cellular component: preribosome, small subunit precursor; cytoplasm; nucleolus. The record is from RefSeq and is a predicted model, not a curated record. Gene Ontology annotation, biological process: rRNA processing. Gene Ontology annotation, molecular function: snoRNA binding.
UUAUGUGUAUUUGCCCAUGUGGCAUCACUGUUAACACAAACCCAAUUCUGUUUUGACAGUUCGCAUGUUUUGUUUUGCUUGCGUUUUCUUUCUCCGUCGGCACGUGUGUGGGAUUGUAUGGCGAAUAAUUAUUAUUAAAAUUAAUUUAAAAAGUAAUAUAAAAUAAUAAAUUUAAUAUAAAUUGUGAAGGAACUUAAGUAAAAUACGUUCUGCGCAGAAACACAACACAACAAGUUGGUGGUUGAACAUAAAACGUGCGUUCCACAUAUAAAAUUAACGAAAUUCCUGAACGAAAUAUUUGAUUUAAAAUGGGAAAAACAAAGAAAGUAAUUGUGAUUAAAGAUAAAGAUGAGAAAAUAAAAAAUCCCGAAAAGUUUCGUUUACGCACAGAGGAGUCUGCAGUUUUGGAUAGCAAAACAAGUCAGAAAAUUUUGGCCGCCGCAAAAAAACAACACCUGGAAGAGAAGGAGGAAGAUGCCGGCUUCAAAAUAACCAAAAGUGUUAAGUUUGGCUUGGAUAACAAAAGCGAAGACAUCGAUGUUACUGACACAGACUUUUUCGAUGACAUACAAAUGGAUCCGGAAGAUAUGAAGACUUUUGAGCGAUUCUACAAUCCGCAAACUGAAAAGAAAACAUUCAAUUUGACUGAAGUCGUUAUGGAAAAAAUUAAAGAGAAACAAGCCGGCGUAUUGUCGAAAUUAAGUGAUGCUGGUUCAUUAGACAUUGAAGAUAUUGAUCCAAGGGUUAAAAGCAUGUACGAAUCUGUGCGAGAUGUUAUGAAGCGCUAUCGUAGUGGUAAAAUACCGAAGGCAUUUAAAGUCAUACCCAAAUUGAAAAAUUGGGAACAAAUACUUUUCAUCACUGAACCGCACAAUUGGAGUGCUGCGGCUGUCUUCCAAGGAACGAGAAUAUUUUGUUCGGUAUUGUCAGAACCAAUGGCACAAAGAUUUUACAAUUUAGUGCUACUGCCCAGAAUACGAGAUGAUUUGUGUGAAUACAAAAAACUCAAUAUGCACUUAUACAGUGCACUCAAGAAGGCUUUGUUCAAGCCGGCUGCUUUUAUGAAAGGCAUCAUCUUGCCACUAUUGGAAUCGGGUGAUUGCAACUUACGUGAAGCUAUUAUUUUCGGUAGCGUUAUAGCGCGCAACUCUGUGCCUGUUCUGCAUGCAUCUGCGUGUUUGUUGAAGAUUUGCGAAAUGGGUUACACUGGUGCCAAUUCCAUAUUUAUUCGUUAUCUACUGAACAAGCGUUACGCAUUGCCAUACCGCGUGAUUGAUGCUGCAGUUUUUCAUUUUCUGAGGUUUGAGCACGACAAACGCGAUAUGCCAGUGUUGUGGCACCACAGUUUACUCGUUUUCGUCCAGCGCUAUAAAAGUGAUAUCUCCUCCGACCAAAAGGAGCUUUUAUUAAAUCUUUUGCGUAAACAAUCGCAUCCAAAAAUUACUAGUGAAAUUAGAAGAGAAUUAUUGGCAGCAAAGUGCCGCGAUGUUGAGGCGAUGGAAUCCACUAAUACAGCUGAAACGAAUUCGAAUGCGAUGUACACAGAUUACAAGAUGGACGAUGAUUAGUUGGAAUGAAUUUAUAGUUGAGAGUUGAGAGAUAUUGUGUAGUGUGAUUUAAAUAUAACUUAUUUAUGUUAUAUAAAAAUUUAAUUAUUUCUGAAAUUAUAGAA